AUGGCUGAAAACACGCAGCAAUUUGGUUCAAGGGAUGUUGGACAGAUGAGCGGAAACAAUAACGACCAUACCAUCCAAUCGAUACAGCAACAACUUUCUGAGUUGACGAGCUUCGUUCGACACCCUACAGAUGCAUGUCCGACCCUCCAAGAAGAAUGUGCAGUGGAUGUGAACACUGCAAACUACGGUAUGAAUAGACCUCCAGCGUACAAUCCAUACUCCAACACCUACAAUCCAGGCUGGAGAGAUCAUCCGAACUUGCGUUAUGGAAACGCACAGCAGGGUAAUGCUCAUCAACCAUUUGGAGCUAUGCAGCAGAUGCAACAACCUCGUUUCUAUGAGAAACAGCCGCCCCAAGGACCCAUAAGCAACUCCAGUCCAUCUUUGGAAGACUUGGUGAAGUCUAUGGCUACCAGUACCCUGCAAUUCCAGCAAGAGAUGAAGUCAACUGUCGCCAAAUUACAAGGUCAGAUCAAUGAAGUGUCAGAGGAGGUGAGACAGCUACGUGAAAGAGGAAAGUGGCCUGCUCAGCCUGAGCCAAAUCCAGCAAAUGUCAGCGCCAUCACUAUCUGCAGUGAUACGAAGAUUGAAUGUUCUUCCCGGCCUAAUCCAAAGAAUACGAGUGCUAUAACUCUUCGUAGCGGAAAGGAAUUGGAAGGUCCACCUCUUAUCUCAAAGGAACAGAAUGAGGAUCAGAUUGAGAUGGAGAUCGAAAAAGAAGCUGAACUUCACGAAAAAGUACUUCCUGACUCUGUUCCUCCUACUGAAACUAAAUCAGCUCCUUUUCCUGACAGGUUGAAGAAACCACAAAAGGCAAACAAACGAAAAGAGAUGAUGGAAAUAUUCAAGAAGGUGGAACUUAAUAUCCCGCUCUUGGAAGCUAUCAACCAAAUCCCCAAGUACGCAAAGUUUUUGAAAGAACUAUGCACCAACAAAAGAAAAUUGCGAGGGGACGAGCAUAUUAUAGCGGGUGAGAACGUUUCUGCUGUUAUCAAAAGAAAGGUACCACCUAAAACAGGUGAUCCAGGUAUGUUUUCUAUCCCUUGUAAGAUUGGAAAAACUGAGAUAACUAAGGCUAUGCUAGAUCUAGGAGCUGCUAUUAAUGUCAUGCCUCGAUCAAUAUACGACUCUUUAAAUCUAGGGCCUUUAAAAGAAACAUGA
This is a messenger RNA of Andrographis paniculata, 1161 nucleotides long. RefSeq lists its product as uncharacterized. The coding region runs from base 1 to 1161 and encodes 386 amino acids. The transcript is spliced from 2 exons. Lineage: Eukaryota; Viridiplantae; Streptophyta; Magnoliopsida; Lamiales; Acanthaceae. The record is from RefSeq and is a predicted model, not a curated record.